GUUUGGUUACAAGGAGCUAGCAGCUACGGCGGCAUUAUAUAUAUAUGCGGAAGCAACGGCAUGUUAUGGAAAAAGGCAUUAUAGAAAGAUCUCUAAGGUUUAUUUCUCCUGCUCUCUAUCUUCUUCACCUUAAGACCUCCAAGGUCCCUGUGGAGAGCUCUUAAUUCUGGACAGACAGCUUGCUCUUGUGCUAUUCGCCUGGGAAAAUAACGACCUUUCUUUCUGCAGUUGGGGAUUAGAAGAGUCGUCCGGAUAGCUCUACCUCCAUUUUCGGUUGCGCCCUCAAAGGCUUUUAUUGUCAUUUGAGCAGUGAGAUUAGACAGAUGAGUUCAUCAAGCACUUCCAUUGAUAUUGAACAUCUUUUCAAAGAGCUUUCGAAAGAAGUUCCACAUACCAUGCAAACUACCUUGCGGGAAGAGAUGUGUAUCUACCAUGUUCCGGUGCACAUUCGUCAAGUAAAUGAAGAUGCCUAUACCCCUCAGGUAAUUUGUAUAGGCCCAAUUCACCAAAAGAAUGAAAAUCAAUUUAUGAAAGACCUGAAGCGAAGAUAUUUCAAACAAUUCCUUAACAGACUGCCUAAUGUAAAAGGGGAACAGUUUCAGAAGGAACUUCUGAGCAUCAUUAAAGAUUGUGAAGUUGAAAUCCGCAAUUGUUAUGAAGAUGAUUCAUUUGAACUUUGCAAGGAUCCAAAAGAGUUUUUGAAGAUGAUUCAAUGGGAUGUUGUAUUCAUCUUAGAGCUCUUCUUGAAGACUAGAGAAUUUAAGGAAGAUAGCGAAGACAUGUCUCAAGACAAAUACAAGUAUGAUUGUAUAAUAGGUAAACCCUGGCUGAGAGCUGCUGUGCAACGGGACCUGAUAUUGCUCGAAAACCAGCUGCCGUUCUGGAUUCUUGAUAAAUUAUAUAAAAUUGCCACCAAAUACAUUAAACCCGAUUGCUCUAGUUUCCUGAAUCUUACCUCCGACUACUUUGAGGAAUACAACAAGAAAAAAAUCAAUCCUCCCUACAUAUUACAUUUCACUUAUUUGGUAAGAUUGUUUUUGUCCUCGAAACACCCAACGAACAUUUUUACUACGCCAAUUAUCGAUUGUAAAACAGCAACUAGGCUGGAAGAAGCAGGAAUGAAGUUCAAGCCAACGCCAAAUGAAUGCUUACUUGACAUAAAAGCAUGGAGUGGAGGCCCGGGAUGUAAUUCUAUCAAGAAAGGUGAGUUACAUGUUCCAACCCUUGAGAUUGAAUAUCAUACUGAAUGUGUCUUACGAAACCUUAUGGCGCUGGAGCAAUGUCAUUUUCCCAAGGAGUCGUUUAUCUGCCAGUAUGUUAAAUUCUUGGAUUUACUUGUGGAUAAUGAUAAAGAUGCAGACUUGCUCAUUAAAAGUAAAGUUAUUAUUAAUAGGCUUGGAGAAAGUGCUGCUGUGGCUAAUCUGAUUAACGACCUUUGCAAGGGAAUCGUAGAAGUUUCUUCAUGUUAUAACAGUCUCGCUAAAAAGUUAAACGAUUACUCUGAUAGCUGCUGUAACAAGAGGAAGGCCUUCCUCAGAAGACAGUAUUUCAGGAAUGUUUGGAUAGGCACCGGAACUGUUGUUGGAUUGUUCGUGCUGUUCAUCACUUUGCAAAACUUUGUUCGAUCUUUUCUUUAGUACUCGAGGUUCGAAUGCUUCAGUGUCCGUAAAAAUUCCUUUUUUUUCCUUUUCUGUAGUUAAUAAAUCUUAGUUCACUUGUUUGAUUGUAAAAAUAAAAGAAUAAUCAUUAGUAUUGUACCUUGUUGUAAUCAACUUUAAGGAAUGUUAUCUAGCGUGUCUAUGUACUUUUGUAUCUA
This is a messenger RNA of Populus nigra (black poplar), 1816 nucleotides long. Its product is annotated as UPF0481 protein At3g47200-like. The record is from RefSeq and is a predicted model, not a curated record. The transcript has 3 exons. Bases 324 to 1637 code for a protein of 437 amino acids. Lineage: Eukaryota; Viridiplantae; Streptophyta; Magnoliopsida; Malpighiales; Salicaceae.